Cooperia oncophora is the source of this 903-nucleotide messenger RNA. Lineage: Eukaryota; Metazoa; Nematoda; Chromadorea; Rhabditida; Trichostrongylidae. The record is from the annotation of a GenBank genome assembly.
AUGGAAGAUCUAUCUCGAAAAAUUCACCCGAGCAGUGAGUGGGAUUUCAUAAGAGAAUCUAAGCUGUAUUCGUGUUUUCAACACUGGCACAAUUCAUAUUACAUGAUGGCUGCAUUGGAUGCGCCAGAGGGGCGAUUCUAUAAAGAGGUGAAAAGAGUUGCCAUGCGGCUGAAAAAGCUGCAGUUCGAUAGCAACACCCAAUUGCGUUUUCAGAAAAGGGGACUUGAUCGACAAGAUAACGAACCUCAAAAGACUUCCUCUUUCAAUACGACCAUACGCGAACAAGGCAUUGAUCUUGAUGAUAAUGCACACAUCGUGGGUGAUGGGAAACAACGUAGGCUUUUCGAUGCCUCAGGAAAUUCGAUGAGCUUCCUUCAAGAAAUAACAACAGAAGUAAUGGUUAUAGGAGCUAGCACGGCUUGCGUGCAUCUGCAUGUGCAGCAAAGUAACGACGAUACGUUAAGUACUGGGGAUGAAACUAACCCCGAACAAGCGGGUGUAUGCCAGGUGGAUGAAGGCAAAGCCGAGCUAUCAGUCAUCAGUAAAGGUCCGGAACCCUGGGUAAUAGGACGAGGAGAGGACCUAGGAAGGUGGUCAACGGGAACUUGGGUUGACCCCAGAAUAGCCGAUGUCACAAGUUAUAUGAUGAUCCUUCGUCAGCCCGCUGUGUUAAAGGAUGCUGAAAGGAUUCGCGUGCUUUUGGAUAUAUUGAAUAAAAUCGAAAAGCUGGGAAGUUACCCCAUGAAAUGCGCAGAGGACGUUGCUACUUCGGAUACGGAACUAACGCAAACCGAUUUAGUCACUCAUGACAUUGAUGUGGGUGAUCAUCCACCCAUCCGUCAGAAAACAAGGCCCGUCCUCUACGGAUACGCGCGGAACUGGACGCAGUGUUGCGCUAUCUAA